Messenger RNA from Purpureocillium lilacinum, 1539 nucleotides. The record is from RefSeq and is a predicted model, not a curated record. NCBI's taxonomy places the organism in Eukaryota, Fungi, Ascomycota, Sordariomycetes, Hypocreales, Ophiocordycipitaceae.
AUGAGAGUCCCCAUCAUCCUCAGCCUCGCCCUGGCAGUGCGGGUGAAGGUGGGCUUCGCACACGUUCUCCUGGACGAAGGGUUUCAACUGUUGGAAAAGCGAGCCUCCUGCGGCUCCGGCGUCGGCUCGUGCCCUUCGGGUGGUUGCUGUUCUGAGUCGGGUUUCUGUGGCACCACCGAGGAGUAUUGCGCCGCUCCUGGUUGCCAGCUCACUUACAGCAGUGGAUGUGAUACCUUUAAGAAGCCAAUCGGCGACUCCACGGAGAAUGUUGCUCGUCCCAAGCUUGGGAGUGUACCCUAUGGCACCAUCAUCACCCAGUGCACCUCGCCCGGCCAGAUCGCACUGACCUAUGACGACGGCCCCGAGAGCUUCACGAGCGAGCUUCUCGACAAGCUGGACACCCUCGGCGUCAAGGCCACCUUCUUCGUCUCCGGCAACAACGUGGGCAAGGGCGAGAUCGACGGCUGCGGCAACUCGUGGGCCGCCAUCGUCAAGCGCACGUACGACUCGGGCCACCAGAUCGCGCACCACACCUGGACGCACCAGGACCUCGAGGCGGCCAACAGCACGAUCCGCAAGACGGAGAUGAUCUACAACGAGAUGGCCUUUCGCAACAUCUUUGGCUGGUUCCCGACGUACAUGCGCCCGCCGUUCCUGUCGUGCGGCUCCAACUGCAUGAGCCUCAUGAGCCAGCUCGGCUACCACAUCAUCAGCACCAACCUCGACACCAAGGACUACGAGAACGACUCUCCCACGCUGAUCCAGGUCUCCAAGAACAGGUACUCGUCUGGCGUGUCCAACACUUCCACGUCGAACAGCUACAUCGUCCUGAACCACGACACCCAUGAGCAGACCGUCACCACCCUUACCGACUACAUGGUCCAGACGGCCAAGGACCGCGGCUACAAGCUCGUCACUGUGGGUGAGUGUCUCGGCGACCCCAAGGAGAACUGGUACCGGUCCGCGGGCUCGGGCGGCGCGUGCACUCCUGCCGGCGGUGCUGGCAACAACACCGGCGGCAGUAGCAGCAGCAGCAGCAGCGCAGCAUCUUCAGCAGCAUCGUCAUCAGCUGCAGCGUCGUCCGCGGGCUCGAGCUCUUCGACCACGGGGCCGCCGAUCAAGGUACCAGUAACGACAACUUCCAGCGUUGCCGCUUCUUCCAGCUCCUCCAGCUCCUCCAGCGCCGCCGCUUCCGCGAGCUCCUCGGGCUCGGCCACGAUCUCCAAGGAUCAGAGCUGCGGCGGCACCAACGGGUAUACUUGCAAAGGCUCCGCCUACGGCAACUGCUGCUCCGCCUAUGGGUGGUGCGGCUCGUCUCCGGCGUACUGCGGCACUGGCUGCAACCCCAAGUACGGAACUUGUGAUCCCACCUCCGAGACCCUCACGAACACUACUGUCGGUCUGUGUGGCCCAAGCUAUAAUGCGACUUGUCUCUACUACGGAACAAAGACUUGCUGCUCAAAGUACGGAUAUUGCGGAAAUACGGCAGCAUACUGCGGUGCUGGGUGUCAACCAAAGUACGGAACCUGCACCGCAUGA